CACGCCUCGCGGAGGAGCACGCCUCGCGGAGGAGCACGCCGCGCCGGCAAACAAGACCGGAGAGAGCGGGGCCAGCGCGGCAGAAGCGGAGGGACUGAGGCCCGGGGCCGGAGCCGGGCGAGGCGGCCGCGGGGGCUGGGUCUCGGGCUGGUCAGGUACCGACAGGAUGCUCUGUGGACCAGCGUCCCGGCCCAACACUGCCCAGGCCUCCGCUCAGCGUGCAGGAGCCCGCUGGCCUUCGGGAGGGAAACGCCCGCCAUGUGGAGCUGCCCGCUCAACGGCACGGACGGCGAGGACCCGCUGCCCUGCCUGCACGUCCAGAGAGCGCUGUCCGCGCUGUCGCUGCUCUACCUGUUGGGCGGUGUCCCCCUCGGCCUGGGCUACAACGCGCUUCUGCUGCUGGCCAACCUGCACGACCCGGGCAGCAUGACCAUGCCCGACGUCUACUUUGCCAACAUGGCGGCGGCCGGGCUGCUGCUCUGCGCCCUGGCGCCCGCGCACCUGCUGGGCCCUGGCGCAGCCGGCGGGGCCGCCUGGGACCUGGGCAGCGAGGUGCACGUCUCGCUGCUGGUGCUGUUCAACGUGGCGGCGCUAGUGACGCUGUACUCCACGGCCCUGCUGGGCCUGGACUGCUACAUCGAGCGCGCGCUGCCGCGCACCUACAUGUCCAGCGUCUACAACACCCGGCACGUGUGCGGCUUCGUCUGGGGCGGCGCCCUGCUCGCCGGCUUCUCCUCCCUGCUCUUCCACAUCUGCAGCCACGUGGCCGCGCGGCUGGUGGAGUGCUCCCGAAUGCGGGACGCGGCGGCGGCCGACGCCAUCAUGCUGCUCGUCGGCUACCUGGUACCUGGCCUGGCCGCGCUCUACGCGCUUGCGCUCCUGGUGCGGGUCCGCAAGGAGGACACGCCGCUCGACCGGGACGCGGGCCGCCCGGACCCCUCGGCGCACAGGCUGCUGGUGGCCACCGUGUGCGCGCAGUUCGGGCUCUGGACGCCCCAUUACCUGAUGCUCCUGGGGCGCACGGUCCUGGCGGCGCGGGGGAAGCCACUGGACGGGCACCACGUGGGGACGCUGCUCCUCGCUAAGGACCUGUCCAGGUUCCUGGCCUUCGCCAGCAGCGCUGUGGUGCCGCUUCUGUACCGCCACAUCGAUAGAAACUUCCCCGGCAAGCUGCGGCGGCUGAUGAAUAAGCUGCGCCGUGGGCACCAGAACUGUUCCCCAGACCAAGCAGGGGCGCAGCCGGUGACGGCAUAGAUGCUGCUCCACGGGCACCACCAGGGUGGGGCGGGCCGCACUGGCCGGAAGCACAACGCACAGUGACCAGUCUGGUGCCCGAGGCUCGCUCCCUCCUCCCAGGUCAGGCAUCCAGGCCACGAUGCUGACUCCAGCCCCUGCUCCCUCGCCCCUGGAGACGAGGCAGAAACGGGCGCAGCCCCUUGGAGUUCCCCAGGGGCCCGGUGUGAGGAUGAGCCGUGUCCUCGGUGCCUGGCUGCCCUCGGGUGUGCCUGCCUCCUGCACCCACCUUUCAGGUCCAAGCCCGCAACAGCCUGCUUACCCUCGGCCUCAAACGAAGUAAUGAAAACCUAACGCCAGUAUUUAUAACUUUGUACUGUUAAAAUACUAGCCCUCCCCCCUUUUGUUUUGUUUAUGAGGAGACGUUUGAUAGGAAAGUCAGAAGGUAUUAAAAUGAAGGAAACGCAAACCCACUCAGGUGGCGAGCCUCGCGGCCGCGGGGCACAACAGAACUGCAAGCUUCCGGGGACAUGCAGGCGUGGCAGGAGGGGCUGGAUGGGGCGUCUGCGGCCGCCAGGUGUGCCCCCGCUGGCGCUGGUCCAGUGAGGGUCUGUCCUGAAUGACUCCCAAAAGUGUGCACAAAAGUUGAGUGUCAAUAAGGCGAAGGGAGGAAAAUGCUCUUAGGAUUUCUAACCCCAAAGCCGACGGGCCUGCCCACAGGAAACACGGAUCUGGGCAGGCGGGCUCACGGGGCUGCAGAGCCCACCCACCACCCUUCGCCCUCUCCCGCACCCUGCCUUCUGUCAGUGUCAGCUGUUAGGGACGCGGGGGCGCCUCCCUUUCCACUCCCCACGUCUUCACGAAGAAAUCACAGCCCCUCACCCCAACCCUGUUCUGAACCCGAAAACGCCCUAAAAGCAAAGGUCUGUUUCUGAAGGCUGCAGUCCCUGUAGGACGCCUUUCAGACGAAAGACAUACGCGAUGCUGGGCACCGCCCCCGCCCGGCUGCUGCCGUAAACACUCACGGUGUGCUCACUGACCGCCAGCUGCCCCAGGGCCAGGCUGCUCUUCUCGGCGAUGUCUGUUGGGGGAACGGCCCCACGUGGCCCCAGUCUCUUGGGAAGUCGAGCCGAGAGUCAGGUGCGUGCUUUUCUACCUGCAGACUGACUUCCCUCCAGGCUGAUGGCCUGUACAGAACUACAGACACGCUGGACUCUGGGGCUGCAGUAAGCCUUGGGGGAUGGAGCAGCAGGAAUCGGUGGUCUCUGGGUGCUCCUGGCAGUGACGAGCACAGAUGCCCGCCAGCCGCUCCAGGGCCCCAGGGCCUGGUGGGAGCUCUCCUCAAAUUCCCAGGGCCUCAGGCGGAUGCCCCCCGCUCCCCCAGCAUGUCCCCCGACAGAGAUCCCAAGACAGCAGCAGCCGUGCCGAGGGGUGAUGGGUGCCCUCCUCAGGGUCCCGGAGCCAGUAGAGAGAAGCGGCUCUUCCUCCCGCACCAGGGGCUCCUUGGAGAAGGGGAGCCCCCAGGGCCCAGAUCCCUGUCCACGGCCCCACCCCUCAGCCCAGCUGGUUUCCCCCACACAGUGCAGGGGGCCUAAAAUCACUUUUUAUUUCGGUUUCUCAGUGGCUUUGGUUGAAAGCUGGCUGGUCUCUGGGGACCUCUGGGGGGAGGGUGUCAUACGGUAGCAGCCACAGGUUUCUGUCCCGCGUCCACCUCUACUGAUGGCAGAGGAUGAGCCGGGGGUCUCAGGUGCAGGCCCCGCCACUGCUGCUGCUGCGUCCUGAACCCCCUCUGCCCCUGACCAAGAAGCAAGCCCACCUUCGCCUCAGCCACUAGCACCAUAGCUACUUUCCAUGGACGUUGGCUUGGCGAUCUCGUGCUGCACUCCGGUCACUUCUUGCUGCCCCAGUAUGUUUGAUUCCUAGUACUCCUGCCACAGUUGCUAAAAAAAUUGAAUGAAUUUUGAACCAUUUCAAUGAGAUCAGGCAGGUUCGGGGUUGUAUGGGUACACAGACUUGAGGCAUUUAGAAGAAAAUGAGGAGCUACUUGGAAAAUAUCAAGGUAGACCCUGCACUCUGUCCUUUUUAAAAAAAAAAAAAAAACUCUGUUAGUAUGUAUAUAUUUUGACUGUGUGGCAUGUGGGAUCUUAGUGCCCGACCAGGGAUUAAACCCACAGCCCCUGCAUUGGAAACACAGAGUCUUAACCACUGGACCACCAGGAAGUCCCUGAAUGUGGUUUUAAUGAUAUUAUUUUUGUCAAUAGACAAACUCACCUACCUUGCCAUGCUUCAUUACUCAGGAUCCCCAAAGGUGAAUUUAACCUUGGGUUUAUUUCAUGAAGGUUAUAAAACUUAUUGUAAGAAACUGGGUCUUUUACUAAUUGUGGCAAAUGUUACCAAGAAGUCAGGACUUCCCUGGUAGCACAGUGGGUAGGAAUCCUCCUGGCAAUGCAGGAGACAUGGGUUCGAUCCCUGGUCCGGGACGAUCCCACGUGCUGCGGAGCCCCUGAGUCCGUGGCCACAACUACUGAGCGCCUGCUCUGCAACCGGCAAGCCGGAAUUCCUGAGCCCUCGUGCUGCGCCUACUGGAGCCUGUGCGCCUGCAGCCCGUGCUUGGCGACAAGGGAAGGCCCCACGGUGAGGGGCCCAUGCACCGCAACCGGGGAGUGGCCCUGCUCACCAACACUAGGGAAAAACCUGUGUGCGGCAGCAAAGGCCCAGCGCAGCCAAGACUUUAAUAAUUUUUUAAUUAAAAAACUCAAACAUUUGUUUCUUUAUAAAAAGGACCCGACAAAGGACAAACCAGGAAUAAGUCAUUAAGGUGCUAAAUUACACAUCAAGUUCUUGAAGUUAAAAAUCAGUCGGGAAAUGUGGGGGCCUUCUCAUUUCUAACCCGUUACAUCUGCCCAGAUGGUUUGAAUUUACUGGUGUGUCUUAGAAACUGGGGAAGAAAACCCACACGUUUGAAGAUUAAAUUACUUGAUACCUAUUAGCCAA
Bubalus bubalis (water buffalo) is the source of this 4227-nucleotide messenger RNA. It is a transcript of the gene GPR146, whose product is annotated as G protein-coupled receptor 146. Lineage: Eukaryota; Metazoa; Chordata; Mammalia; Artiodactyla; Bovidae. The transcript has 2 exons. Bases 259 to 1254 code for a protein of 331 amino acids. Gene Ontology annotation, cellular component: membrane. The record is from RefSeq and is a predicted model, not a curated record. Gene Ontology annotation, molecular function: G protein-coupled receptor activity. Gene Ontology annotation, biological process: G protein-coupled receptor signaling pathway.